AUGCCCGACUUCCCUGUGCCGAAGAGGGGGAUGCGCAGGGCGGCCAGCCAGGGCCGCUCGGUGAAGAAGGUGAAGAAGGCCAUGCAGAAGACCGCAGACAGCCCCCCCCCCCCCCCCAAGCGCAUUCCCUAUGCGAGGCACGGGGUCCGCACUGCCGAAUCUCGGAACGAGAGGGCGAAGUGGUGCGCGGGGCUGUCCGACUUCAUGCACAGGGGGCAGAAGCACGUCGUUGACGCGCUCAAGAAGCACGGCCAUUUGCCAGAGCGGGCGGGGGCAAGCUGCCCUCAUUGCAACAAGGGCCCCCUCGGUAAUCUCAGAGAGUGGUCUGACAAGCAGGGCGGAUGGGGCCACAGGCGCAGCCGCAGAGGGUGCCACCGGCUGGUCUUGCCGCACGCGCCCCGCCCGAUCUUCGCGGCGGGCACAGGGCAAUCGCACGCGCCGCUGCGAGAUCAGGCGCCCGCCUUUUUCUCGGCCGUUGCGGGGGCCUUGCAGGUGUGCAUUGGGCGCCUCGUCGAUAAGAAUCACAAGAUGGUCGAGGGCAUUUACGGGCGCCUGUGCGCGACGAGGGACAGACGCGUCGAGGCGAAGGAGAAGACCAUCAAGUUCAGCCAGGGCGAGGCCUGGAAGGACAUCGAGGCCGACGAAGUGGACCUCGCGAGGAAGCAGCGGGGCGGGAUCGUGGAGAGGGGCGUUCCAGACACGCUCGCGCCCUUCAGGCUGAAGCCCAUGAAGACGAAGAAGAGGGCACCAGGCCCAGGGGCCACUCGCAAACGGGACUGGAUGCCCGCGGCGAAGAAGUGGCUCAAAGGCCGCCGCGUCAUUCUGCACACGGGCGGCGCCAGGAGUUACAGGAUCAAGCUGGGCGGCGCGAAGCGCGACUACGUCGUCCACUGCCGCAAGCGCGUCAAGGUCAACGGGGAGUACACACGGGGCAAGGCCGAAGUACGCAAAGCCCC
Molecule: messenger RNA, 956 nt
Organism: Prorocentrum cordatum
Lineage: Eukaryota; Dinophyceae; Prorocentrales; Prorocentraceae
Source: the annotation of a GenBank genome assembly